AUAUUUUUAACUUGUAUGUGAAUAAAAGGCGACUUAAAUUUAUUUUUAUUUAAUUGCAAGUUGAACAUUUUCAUGCUUAUACAGGGCCACAGUGUUUGCAUGUACAGUUAGAACAGCUUCCACACAGGCAUAGGGAAGGAUUACUAUAGAAUGUUGGCGAACUAUCGCUGUGGAGGGGGAAAACACGUAGAGCUGAGUCUGCGCGACGCAGGGGAUCACUGCCUACGAAGUUUAUCGGGCAAGGCUACACCGACAAAUCCUAGGACGCAUUCGGCCGCACUGUAGUGCAGAACACAAGCAACAUUCAUCACAUGACCAUAAUAAAUCAGAGGGACAACCAUAUUACUCAUCAAGCCAUCUGAUGGAUGAAGUCUAGAAGCCCUGUUUGAUUUGGUUGAUUAGUUUUGAAGAGAAGAGGAAGAAGGAUGUCGGAGUUCAUGCCUUACCCUUACAGAGGGCCGGGAGGUGCUUUGAUGCGCUUCAAGAAAAGAAAGUCACGUUUCACAUUUCAGGAGGUUGAACUGCUGCUCAGUGAGGUACAGAAAAGGCGCCAUAUUCUAGUUGGAAAGUUCAACCGGGGCAUUUCGAAGGAUCUGAAAAACCGCACAUGGGCGGAUGUGACCGCACUUAUCAAUGAGGUCAGUGAGUGUCAUCGAGAAAUUAUUGAAGUCAUUAAGAAAUGGGCAGACCUCAAAUGCGACACCAAGCGGAGGGUGGCCGCCAUGAGGGCAUCGGGAGCCACAGCCGCCCAGAUCGCACAAGAGCUGUCGCCUAUAGAAACUAUGGUGCACCAGAUCCUUCAGAUGUCUAACCCUAACGUAAAUGUGAGCAGUUUGGCAAAUGAUGACCAAAUGGAUGAUGAAGACGAGGACAUUCCAUGUCUCUCUGAGAUACCACAAAGCUUCUCACACAUGACAAAUGGCAGGCCUCAUUCGUUUGGUUUGCCAAUGUCUCCUCUCUUCCACACUAGUAUCCCAGGCAAAAGUGAUACCGAGCUUCCUGCACACAUGAUGUUCAGUGAUUCAUCAUCAGUGCCUCUAAUAGAUGUCCAGACUGACACAUCAGAAAAGGAAGUCAGUAACAUGCAGUUUAUUGAACAGAGAAGCAAACCAAACCAGAAUCCUAUUGGUAUUACUGGAUUCCUCAGUCAUCCUAUUGCUGAGAAGAGCCAUGUUCGAGAAAAACCUAAUCACAACACAACAUUUAACGGCCCCUCAUCUUCCAGUAUCCCAACAUUUGUUGCACCUUCUGCAGUGGCCGCCUCAUCAUCACGUUCCGCUCCUGCUCGGCUCCCUCCCCAACCUGCUCCUGUGGAGCCUCGCAGUCUGCAGGAACAUUUAUCCCAGAGUGCCUCGCUCAGCCUGCAGGAACAGCAGGCCACCACACUGCUGAUAGGGUCGCUGUCUCGCUCACUGGAGUCACUUGCAGAGUCGGUGCAGAGAUUGGUUCACACCCAGCAGCAGUUUUCACGUGACACCUUACAGCUGCAGCGUGAAACACUCCACGUCCUGCGUGAUUUCUCCUCCAACGCCUUGACUCUCCUGCAGGACAAGGUCAACGGACAUCCAUAGCUUUAUCAGCAGCUACAUUUGGAAGCAAGUUACAGAAACGGUGAAUACGGAUAGCAAAGAAAAUACAAUAAGCUUGAGGAUAUAGUGACACUAGAGUUUAUGGCAAUCUCUGAAAAUGUUUUAAGAUUUAUAGAGCUGACAGGACUAAACGUUUUCCCUAUUUAUAACAUAAUAACCAAAAUAAGAUGCAUUAGAAUCUAAAAUGGGUUCCUUGUAGAGUUCCUUGUAUGUACCGAUGACUGGGUCUUAUAAACUGUUGGACCAAUUAUGUGCUGUUUUACAGGUAAUUUAAACGAGCAAAAUAAUUGACUGGUAAUUUAAUAUAAUUAAUUAUAUUUGUGGUGCUUUUUAAUAUAUUGCAAAGUGACCAUUAAAUUGGCUGCUUUUAAUUUAUGUAUUCUUUAUUAUUAUUAGAUUUUUCUUUAUUUAGCUGUGUUAUUCUGAUGGUUCUCUAUAUUUUACUUUUAAAUCGGUUUCUGGCCUGCUGUAUAUGUUUAUGUUCUUUUAGCCAGGUGCAUUAUCUGUUUUAAGUUGUUUCUCUUAACUUGAAUUUCCAAAGACUUUUUUUCUCCAGAUGUGAUUUUAAAUUCUGAUUGAAGGCACAUUAUCUUAGCUGUAGCUCCUAUGGACCUGUGAAAAAAAAGUAUCCUGCUUUAAACCCCAAUGUAAAGGAAGGAAAUAAAAAAAUAUACAUUUAAGUAUUAACUAAAA
This is a messenger RNA of Carassius gibelio (silver crucian carp), 2282 nucleotides long. RefSeq lists its product as uncharacterized. The record is from RefSeq and is a predicted model, not a curated record. NCBI's taxonomy places the organism in Eukaryota, Metazoa, Chordata, Actinopteri, Cypriniformes, Cyprinidae. The transcript is spliced from 6 exons. Gene Ontology annotation, cellular component: nucleus. The coding region runs from base 426 to 1571 and encodes 381 amino acids.